This is a messenger RNA of Malus domestica (apple), 989 nucleotides long. RefSeq lists its product as uncharacterized. Gene Ontology annotation, cellular component: cytosol. The record is from RefSeq and is a predicted model, not a curated record. Lineage: Eukaryota; Viridiplantae; Streptophyta; Magnoliopsida; Rosales; Rosaceae.
UAAUUUCUACGUUUCUCUUUAGUCCUGGUAUUUUGGUUGCAUUUGUGCAUAAUCCGAUCGUUACUUGGUUCAGAAAAACCAACAAUCCAAUUGGAUGUAAUUCUCAAGUUUUUUCUUUGCACUUUGAAAUCAUUAUUCUUGUUAAGAAUUCUGAAAUUUCUGUAGUGAAGAUAAUGUGGUGGCAAGUAGCUACAACCAUGGCUCUUGGCAGCCACCCCAUUCAGGAUACUCACUAUGACAUACUAUCGGUGAAACAAGAUGCAAGCUAUGAAGUUAUUCGAGCAAGCUACCGAUCUGCCAUCCUUGAUAGUCAUCCUGAUAAAUUGCAAAGUACAUCUGGGUCGGGAGAUAGAUUCCUGAAGGUGCAAAAGGCUUGGGAAAUCCUUGGCCAUUCAAGGUCUCGCGCACUUUAUGAUAGUGCGAUUCUCGAUUCUAGUCAUGACGCUAUGGUGGCAGAAGAUAUCAGCCUAGAAGAUGUGAUGGUUGAAGAUGCGGGAGAGGUCAUUCAACUCUUUUACCAGUGCCGGUGCAGUGACUAUUUCUUCGUUGAUUCUUUGGAGUUGGAGAAGAUGGGGUAUGCUUUAUUAAAAGAUGGAAACAAGAUAUCUUUCGAAGCACAGAAUGCAUUGCCAGCAUCGCUUGUCCUCCCUUGCGGGUCUUGUUCUUUGAAAGUUCGGAUAUUGAUCAAUUCAGAUGACUUUAUUACGAUCAUUGAUGACCAUCGAAUGGGGGACGAAGUUUUCUCUGAAGAUUUUAGUUUCAACAGCUUAAAAUGACGAGAGCCCUGUGUGUUUCAAGUUGAAAUUUCAUGGAAAAUGGGAUGAGUGGGAUGAUUGAAGCAGAGAUUAAAGAAAGGCCAACUAUGAUUAUGUUCUCUGUAGUUUCGGCAAAUCUGUACUUCGGUCCUUAUGGUUUCAAUUGUGGCAAUUUUGUAGUUUACUGAUUGAUUCAAUAUAAGGACGUCCUAAUUUCGAGAUUUUCUCAUCGAA